ACUCCGCCCGGCCGGCCGCGGGCAUGGGCGCCCCGCACCGAGCGCAGGCCGCGUCCGGCGUCGAGCACCAGGCUCGCGGCGGCGCGCAGGCCCCGUGCAUGGCCGUGCCGGGGCACCCGUCGGCCGGCAGGCCGCCCCCGGCCCGAGUGGGCUACUAUGAGAUCGAGCGGACCAUCGGCAAGGGGAACUUCGCCGUGGUCAAGCUGGCCACGCAUGUCAUCACCAAGGCGAAGGUGGCGAUUAAGAUUGUGGAUAAGACGCAGCUGGACGAUGAGAACCUGAAGAAGAUCUUCAGGGAGGUUCAGAUAAUGAAGAUGUUGCGACACCCUCACAUCAUCCGUCUCUACCAGGUGAUGGAAACAGAAAGGAUGAUAUAUUUAGUAACAGAAUAUGCCAGCGGGGGAGAAAUCUUCGAUCACCUGGUGGCUCACGGGCGAAUGGCGGAGAAGGACGCUCGGCGGAAGUUUAAGCAGAUUGUGGCGGCCGUGCAUUUCUGCCACUGUAGAAACAUCGUCCACCGAGAUCUAAAGGCAGAGAACCUGCUGCUGGACCACAACCUCAACAUCAAAAUAGCGGACUUUGGCUUUAGUAAUAUGUUCUCGCGAGGUCAGUUGUUGAAGACGUGGUGUGGUAGUCCUCCGUACGCAGCUCCAGAACUCUUUGAGGGCAAAGAGUAUGACGGGCCCAAAGUAGACAUAUGGAGUUUAGGUGUGGUGCUGUAUGUGCUGGUCUGUGGCGCUCUCCCUUUUGACGGAAGCACUUUGCAGAACCUCAGAGCGCGAGUCCUCAGCGGCAAAUUCCGGAUCCCCUUCUUCAUGUCCACAGACUGUGAGUAUCUGAUCAGGCAUAUGUUAGUAUUGGAACCCAGUCGCAGGCUGACCAUGGAGCAGAUCUGCAAGAACAAGUGGAUGAGGCAGGGAGACCCGGACCCCGAGUUUGAGAGGUUGAUAGCAGAGUGUGAACAGGUGAAGACCGAGAGGGAGACGGAGCUGAUCAAUGAGCAGGUCGUAAUGGCCAUGUCUGAGAUGGGACUCGACCGAGAGCGCACCUUACAGUCGCUGCACACUGAUGCUUACGAUCACUACAGCGCCAUCUACAGUCUGCUACUGGACAGGCUGAAGAGGCACAAGACUCUUCGUGUGGCUCCGCCCACUCCACGCACCAUUGGCUACCCCCUCAACCCCGUGCAGGAUCAGGGUAAUGCUGUCAGUAUGACUGUGCCUCACGUUCAGCUCAUUAAUCCAGAGAACCAGAUUGUGGAGCCUGACGGGACGAUGGCGCUGGACAGUGAUGAAGGCGAGGAGCCGAGUCCAGAGGCCAUGGCGCGAUAUCUGUCCAUGAGACGCCACACAGUGGGAGUACCGGACCCCAGGGGGGAGAUGCAAGAGGAGCUGCAGAAGUUGGCCCCUGGUUUCGUGCGGGCGGCCCCCCAGCCCCAGUUCCCCUUGCUGCCCCCUACCAUGACACACAUCCCUGCAUUUAUGCCCACUCAGAGCCUCCAGCCCACACAGCAGCUCGAGUACAAGGAGCAGUCUCUCCUGCAGCCUCCCACACUGCAGCUGUUGAACGGGAUGGGGCCGCUGGGGCGCCGAGCAUCAGACGGAGGGGCCAAUAUUCAGCUUCAUGCCCAGCAGAUGCUCAAGAGGCCACGGGGCCAGUCCCCGCUUGUCGCCAGUCCUCACCCUAUCCCAGCUGUAGCUCCGGUGGAUGAGGAAGGCUCGGACGGGGAGCCCGACCCAGAGGCAGUGCAGAGGUACUUGGCGAACAGCUCCAAGCGGCACACCACACACACGGCGGGGAGCUCAGGAUACACCUCCGCCGAGCUCUCAGCAGAGGCACAGAGAGCCAGACAACGGGGCUGGACCCCAGAACACUCACGGUCAUCCUAUAAGGACUGUAACACACUGCACUUGCCAAUGGAGCGUUUUUCUCCUGUGCGGCGAUUCUCUGACGGAGCCGCGACUAUCCAAGCUUUUAAAGCCCAGCUAGAGAUCAGACAGCUCAAACAGGAGUGUGAGCAGCUACAGAAGAUGUAUGCUGCCCCACAGGACGAGAAACUACUGGAGCACACGCAGCAACAACACGUCCUCUACCAGCAAGAACAACAGAUCCUACACCAGCAAAUACAAGCGCUUUCUUUGGGACAUGGAGAGAACCAGCCCAGCCACCUUACCCACCAGCUUCAAAGGUUGCGUAUUCAGCCCUCCAGUCCGCCACCCACACAUCCCAACAACCACCUCUUUAGGACAACCAAUCAGAGUCCUCCACCAGGGAGCCAGGCAAUGAUGCAGGGACAUGGUGGACCCUCAGCUGUCCAGUUCCAGCACGCCCCUGACCUGUACCAGUCCUCCAGCGGCAGCCCGCCCUCGUCCGCCCUCCCCCGCAUGGCUAUGCCCAAUCAGCCGCAGCAGCAGCCCCCUGGCUCCGCCCGCGCCGCCGUGGGGUUACCACAGGGUCUCGCACAGCAGCAGCAACAAGUGACCAUCCAGGUGCAGGAGGUGGAGCUUGGGGGCGGGGCUCAGCGGCAGGGUUUCCUAGCGACGCCCUGUCAUCGAGUUUUGGGGAAGCAGUUGAGCGCGGACAACGCUGAAACGCACAGUCGCAGCCUGAGCCGCUUCCACUGCUCUACCUCGGCGUACGACCAUGCCCAGUUUAGUGCCCACAUGACCAGCGGCGUGGUGGGCACCUACAACCCCUACCUGCAGGGUGCAUCUCUGAAGGUGCCAGGCCUUGACGGAGGUUACCAGGGUGGCGGCGGGAGCGGCACGGGGGCAGUGGGUUACGGCAGCCCGUCGGCUCUGCAGCAGGCCCUCCUGUCCCCGACCCCUCUGGAGUACCGCCCCGCCGCGCAGCAGCAGCACGUCACCCCAAUCCUGCAGGGCCUGCUGUCGCCUCGCCACUCUCUGACGGGCCACGCCGACCCUCGCCUGCCACCCCAGGACCUGGCAGCCCUGCUAAAGCGCCAGAGCCCCCGCCAGGCCCCGUCCCCUUCCCCAGCGCAGGCCCCGGCACCCACGGCCCAGGCCCCGCCCCCGGCCGCCACACCGCAGGACUACAGCGAGUUGCUGCUGCUCCGGCAGCUGGCACCCGGCACCGAGGGGCUGGAGGCUCAGGCUCCUUCCCCGACACAGCACUACCACCACCAUCACCACCACCUGCUGCAGAUCCGCACCGACUGCUCCCCCGCGCCCGGCCUGCCGCACUCCGAGAGCAUGGAGGAAGACGACGACAUUAUCCCCGCCUUCCACGACGGCCUGCUGGCCAAGGCGCCCGCCCCUGGCCCCUGCGUAGAUGGACAUGAGCUUCUGGCUCCGCCCCAUGGGGAAACGCCCCCUUACACCUCCCCCACGCACAGACACGCCUACAUGCGUGGCCAGACGGCACCCAGAGCUGGUGCAGAUGUAGACUGUAGGGUGUUGGUGAUGGAGGAGAAUCCUAAUGGAGCAGGUUACGGCUCUCAUCCUGCGCAGGGUGAUUCGUAUCGGGCCCGUGGCUCUUUACAGCGCCACCACACCAUCCAGACCGCCGACGAUGCUUACGACCAGGCGGAGCCAAUGUCUGGAAUGAGUUUAUUGGCCGGCAAGGCAUUAAGCUCCGCUCGCAUGUCUGAUAUCCUCAGCCAGACGUCUCUAACGGGAAGCCAGCAGCUGCAUCAGAGGGAGGAAUCAGUGUGUGACGUGGAGGGAGAAUUGCACUCUGCUGCCUGCUACCCCUCCUCCUGUACCAGCGACAUGCUGCUAACCUACAAACCCCAGGACCUUCAGUACAGCAUGGAGCAGGCCGGGGUCUAACUACACAGGGGAGUUUGCAGUGUAUAAAGCUCCAUAUCCGUCUCCUGUGUUCAGCUGCGUCAUGCCAAAAUGCCAUCGUCUGUCUAUAGGGGGCGCUGUGGGUCCUGUAGUCGUGUCCAGCCGGGAAGGGGAGGGGGGAGGGAGGGUGCUGAGGGUAUUGAAUUUGGGGAGGUAGGGGGCGGGGCUAAGGAGUGUUGUGGCUUAGGUGGGCGGGGCUGGGGUUUUGUACCCGAACGCUACUUCCACAGAUCCCAAAAGAAGAGCCGCCAUCAUUUAUAUAAUUAUACUAUAAUUAUCUGUUUGGUUUCUCAUUCUUCCGUCUGAUUGGACUAAUCGGGUAAUGCCUCUCCCACCUUGCCCCACCUUCUCACCCCCUGUUUUCAGCCCCCAGACGCUCUUAAUCCUGCCUCUUAAUCGUCCUCCCACUCCUUUGGCUCCGCCCCUUUUCUCCAGUCGUUGAAACGUUGAAACCCCUCCCUGCUCCCCUCCAUCCCCCGUUUCCGUCUCCAGUCUCCCGUCUCCUAAAGGUUGCCGUAGCAACACACGUAUCGCACCUCAAAUACAAGGCAUACACACACACAGUCUUACGUUAGCAUACACAUACACAAAUACACACACACACACACAGAGACAUACUUAUCAUAUAUAAAUAUAAAUAUAUAUAUAAAUAUAUAUAUAUACAUAAAUAUAUACGUCUAGCCACAAACCCAAAGUAUUUCACGUAAAGCCUGUGCUUUUAGGGGGGUGGUGGUGGCGGAGAUGUCCCGUCCCCCCCGCCGCUGUGCUGCAGUGGAUCAUUCCGGAUUGGGCUGCACCCGCAACCCAACAGGACCCCUCUCUCAGACCGACCCAUUCCACCAGCCCGGGAGGGGAGUUUAGCGGACAGGCUCGGGAAAACCUCGCAAUCGCACAGGACGACCAGCUCUUGUUCUACUUUUCUUCAUUUCUUUUAUUUUUCUCUUUAUUACUCUUUGUUUUUUUUCUUUCUCUCUCUCUUUCUCUUUCCAUCUCUGUUUCUCUCUCUAUUUUUAUUUCGUUUCGUUUUUGUUUCGUUUUUUGUUUUUUUAAACGCAUUUUUAUGGCUAAUGUUCAUGUAGGAAUUCUGAUCAUUAUAAUUAUUAUUGUUGUUUUCUGUAAAAGAAGUUUUAUGGUUAUAAUAUUAUAAUGACAAUGAUUAUUAUUAAUAUUAUUAUUAAAAGAAAAAAAAACAAGUUUCUGUGUUGCAAAAAACAAAAAAAAAUCGACAAAAAAGAAAAAAAAAAAUACAGCGUUUUUCCCGUCACCGCGGUGAUUCUGCACUUUCAGUUUUAAGUGAUUUAACUGUUUUUGUUUCUUUUCCUCUUGUUCCGCUUUGCUCUCGCGUGCGGCUUCUGUUGCCUCUUAAUGUCCCCAGAUAAACAACCCUCUUCAUUCCAUCCGUUCCCUUCUCUCUCUCUUUCUCUCUCUCUUCUUUUCUCUUUCUUUCACUUUCUGUGUUACCUUUUUUCUCUCGCGCCUUUCCUCACUUUUGCGCACUCGCUCCUCAUCGCCCUUCCUGUGUGAUCGACAGCGUGGUGCGACAUUUUAGAGACGAUUCUCUCUCUCACGCGCUCUCUCUCUCUUCUGUACAGUGACGCCAUGUAUAGAUCGCCAAAUGCCGUUUCUGUAUCAAAGCUUUCUCGUUUUUGCUCUCGCGCUGCCGAGAGGUUGUUUUUUUUAUAUGUUGUUUUAUUAUCGUUUGUAUUUUUGUUUUUAUUCUCUUUUUUUAGCCAAAAGCUGGUAUGACUGAGAGAGAUCCUCUUUUUUGAUUUUGAUUGUGUUCUUAUCAUUUUAUUACUGAGGCAGAGUGUAAUUAAUGUUAUUAUCAUAAUUGUUAAUAUUAUUAUUAUUAUUAUUAUUAUUACUAUUUUGUUGCUUUUAUCAUUUCACUUGUCAUGUUGUCUUGGUCACUGCUGUUCACCGCCAAAAAAAAUAGUUAGGGAUUGUUAUCAGAAGGGAAUUGCAUGAGUGCGCGAGAGGAGAAAGGAGAAAAAAAAGAGACACUCAUAUCAUCUUCAACACUUACGCUUCAGCUCUGAGCCUCAGAGCGUCCUCAGAUCUUUAAUUCCAGGAGUUUGAGAAUGCACAGUGAUGCUAUUAAUGCUAACAAACACACAUACUCUCACUCUCGCGCUCUCUCUCUCUCUCUCUGCUUUCUCUCUAUCUUCUUUACACAGUUCCAACAAAGGGUUUACAAACGCACCGUAACCUCAUACUAUUGAACUAAACUAAACAUGCUAAUAUGGCUAACUGUGUCUGCCUAACAACAACAAAUAGUCAAAAAAUUGCAUUAUUGGUAAAGUUUUUAAGAAAUAAGUAAAGUGCACAUUUUGUAAAAGGUGAAAUGGAAUCUAUGAUGCUAAUGUUGCUAAAACUAAAUAAAUGGAAAUUUAUUUUUUAAAGAAAAGGUGCUAGUUGGUGGCUGCCACCAUAUUGUUUCACAGCUAACAGAUGGUUUGCGUUUGCUACCGCUGCAUAUAUAUUGCAUCUGUAAUGUUGCUAAGGGGUAAAUGAAAUCUUUAGCCACAGAUUAUUAUUUUCUGCUAACAUAACAUUUAAGUCACUCUUAUCUGAGGUCUUCACACUAAGUAAGCGGCAUGCAUGGAGAACAGAGCAAUGCUUCACAUUAAGUUUCACUUUAAUUUCUGACUGCAGCUGAGCUUAUCAACAAAAUUCGCUCCAGCCUGCUGAAAAUUACACGUUUUCUCGUAAUUAUGAUUUUUUUAUUAUAUUAUUUUCCUUUAAUGCUCCAACCACGAUUUGAAGCCAUGUUUGGCCAAUUUAUUAGGAACACUGUGUGGCUGCGACACAAGUCUUAUAUUUAUAUUGGAAGAAACACAUCAAUCCAAAUGUUUUUGAGCUCUGUUAUCUCGUGUUUCUGCCACUGAAGCCCUCACUCACUGCUGCUGUCCAUUUUCCACAUCUACUCCGACUCACUUUCCCUUCUCCUUACUGUCUAUCUUUUUUUUUUUUCCUUCUGUUGGAUGUAAAGGUUACAAAUACGUAUCGGAAUUUAAUACCACAUAUUGAUUCAGUGUGUUUUUUGUGUCUGUUUACACAUAAACGACACACCUGUAUCUAAUAUGAUGUAAAAAAAAAAGAAAAGAAAAAAAGAAUUUGAACCACAUUUACCUGCUGUAUGAACGUAGCCUUAAUAAAUAUACAAAACAAUACACACAGCAGUGUCCAAAUUCUAUCUGUGGACAUGUAUUAUAAUGUGUUAUAAUAUGUUAUUAUGCUGUUGGAAUUCACAAAAUAUUACCUAAUGGUUUGUUAGCAACUGAUAUGGUAUCAGUAGCAAAGCUAACCUGAGGUAAUGCUAACAAACGAUAGCUGUUUAAUUUGAAAAUGGAGCGCAGCACAAGUUAAGGCUUCUCUCAAGAUUAGCGAUAUACUAAAAAACCUGUUGCUAAACGUGAAUGAAGGCAGAUAGACGCUGUGCAACAUUACAGAACUGCUAGCUGAGUUCUAACUAGCAGCACUUAGCAUCUUAUUUUCACAUUUAUUCAUAAUAACCCUCAAACGCAGACCUUUUCAGCAAGUUACUGAGAUUGAGAAAUAUUAGCUCCAGUUGCUAAGUGAGCUAAUUGACCUCUUAUGUGUUCACAGUUAGCCAUGUUCACAUGUGACUCUCAUGUGUUCACAGUUAGCCAUGUUAGCCUGUUUGUUCAAGCUACUGUUCGAUUAUUAUAUUGGUUGUUAUAAGGGUGGGAGGUGAUGUGUAUUUAGCAUGAGCUUUAGCCCAAAGCCAUUAGCUUAGCCUUUUCAUGCUUUAAAUGCAAAUGUUCCUUAGAAAAUGUUGCUAAGCUGAACUAGCUUUGCAGAAAUAUCCCUACAAAUUGGAAUAUGGAACCAAACAAAACAAAAUGUUACCAUUUCUUUGUUAACUAAGUCUCUUAUUUAAAAAAAUGCUAGGCUACUGUAACAGUGUAGCUAAUUUAAGUUAUUUAAGCAACAAAAUAUAAAAACAGAAUGUAUGCUAACACAAACAUCUAGAAUAAUUUUGAAAUCCCUAUUUCUUUUAUAUUUGUAUUAUAAUUUAAUGUAUAAUUUAAGCAAAGAUCAAGCUAACAUUUCUUUGCCAAGUAAUUUUAAACAUAACAUUUCAAAAUAUGAAUAUUUAUACAAUACCAGUCAAACCUCUGGACACACCUCUUCUCAUUUAACCCUCUGUGACAAAGAAAUAAAUCAACAGUUGAGAGAAUAACCUUUUUGUGAAGGUAUACCAGUUUAAACAUGGUUUUAGUUCCUAAAAAAGCUUACUCAACCUAAUUUUAACAUGUUUUUUUAUCUAUUCAUUUAAUGGAGACUAUAUAUAAAAUUAAAAUAUAUAUAAUUAAAGUAAUUACUAAAAUGACCAUGCUAUUGAGGGUUAAUGUUAUUUUCUUUUUUUAUUAAUAUUUUCAACAUUUUAGACAUCUGAACUAUGAAGAAACACGUGCAAUGAUCUUGUUAAGGAAACAAAGUUUUGAGACAAAAUGUGUUUUAUACUUUAGAUUCUUCAAAAUAGCACCUUCUGCUUUGAUUUUCCCAACUUUGCUCACUUUUGGCUGUUUCUCCCAGUCAGCGUCAUGAGGUAGAACCUGAAAUGGUUCUCCAUCUGUCUUAAAGGAGUUCUAAAGGUGCUUAGCCCUUGAUUGGGUUUUAUAUCAGGUGUUUGUGAAGCCAAACACUUUUUUUGUCUACUACCAAACUGCACAUGUUCCUUUAUAGUGUUAAAGUCUUUAAUAUUAUU
Molecule: messenger RNA, 8544 nt
Organism: Astyanax mexicanus (Mexican tetra)
Lineage: Eukaryota; Metazoa; Chordata; Actinopteri; Characiformes; Acestrorhamphidae
Gene: sik3
Product: SIK family kinase 3
Exons: 25
Coding region: 24-3791 (1255 amino acids)
Biological process (GO): protein phosphorylation; intracellular signal transduction; microtubule cytoskeleton organization
Cellular component (GO): cytoplasm
Molecular function (GO): ATP binding; protein serine/threonine kinase activity; tau-protein kinase activity
Source: RefSeq, a predicted model, not a curated record